UGCACGGCAUCCCGUGUAUAUUACGUUUGGGUAAUUCCGGUCUGGUCCAAUGUGGACACAAGAGUCCCGUGGCUACUACUAGAAGCUGAAGGCCAAAGACCAACAGGAACACGAACAAAAUAGUUGGGAAGAUCAGAUAGAGACCGUACCAAUGGCAGAGUUCUUCCCCACCGACGUCCUCGUCGAGAUCCUGCUUCGGCUACCCUCGUGCGCCCGGCGGCGAUCCCGCCUCGUCUGCCAGCUCUGGCGCGACACCGUCGACACGCGCACCACCACCGAGAUCCGCCCUAGGACGGUCGUCGCCACCAAAGAAUCUGUACACCUCAUCGAGGACCUACCGUCAUCGUCAUCGGACAGUAGCCCUACCGGGAGCAGAGACCUGUGGGCCGGCGACGCCUUCAAGGGCAUGCACCUAGUUGGCACCUGCAACGGCCUCGUCUGCAUGUGCGACAACCGAUUCAGACACCGGCAAAAGCCCGGUGGAAGCAUCACCCUGGCCAAUCCGGUCACCGGCGAGGCGCUGGCCAUACCACCGCUGCGGCAUGCCAAAUACUCCUGGUGCUCGUACCUGAUGUAUGGCUUCGGAUACCAUCCCGCGACGGGUCGGUACAAGGUCGUGCACGUUCCCUACUUGUCCGACAGGGUCUCUGUCUUCACCCUCGGGGAGGCGGCCUGGAGAACUGUCGCCACAGGCAGUCCAAAAGAGACCUACGACGUUAACACGGGCAUCGUGAGCGUCAACGGCGCAGCGUACUGGGCUGUGAAGGAACCUGCUGCAAAGGUCGUCUCCUUCGACCUCGGCAACGAGCACAUCACAUACAUCAGGCCUCUCCCCGACGAGUUGUCCAGACCAGGCUGCUGGCGCCUUACAGAGGUGCGCGGGAGGCUGGGCAUCGCCUUCAGCCAGGAUGACAAGACGGAGGUGUGGGUCAUGGAGCAAUGUACAUGGAGCCGCUGGUACAGCGUGCAGAUGAACAAGCAUCAGCUCACACAUCCAAACUUUACUUACCACGGCGACCACGUCUUGACGAUGCAAUGGCAGCCAGGGAGAGGUUUAGUACUACACAAACACAAGCCGAGCGACGGAGGAAACAAGACACAGCGCGUUGUGGUAGAGAUAGACGAAAGGAACGAGGGGACGGUGGUUGCCGAAUUCAAAACAAACUACAGCAGCCACCAGACCUUCGCCUACGUCGAGACCACAGAACCUUUGAGUGUGUAUCAACGAAAAAAAUAG
Lolium perenne is the source of this 1237-nucleotide messenger RNA. Its product is annotated as F-box protein At3g07870-like. Gene Ontology annotation, molecular function: protein binding. NCBI's taxonomy places the organism in Eukaryota, Viridiplantae, Streptophyta, Magnoliopsida, Poales, Poaceae. The record is from RefSeq and is a predicted model, not a curated record.